Messenger RNA from Caenorhabditis sp. 36 PRJEB53466, 1729 nucleotides. NCBI's taxonomy places the organism in Eukaryota, Metazoa, Nematoda, Chromadorea, Rhabditida, Rhabditidae. The record is from the annotation of a GenBank genome assembly.
AUGCUGCUGAGGUGUGCCGUGCUCUCGCUCCUCUCCGUCUCCGUCGUCUCGUUCGUGCUGCCGAUCGCCAAUCUCGACGAUUGCGCGGCGCCGAACGGAACGGACACGGCGAUGCACUGGUGGCAGUGCAACUCGGGGCCCGUGCAGUUCUUCAACGCGACGCCCUACGACUCGACCGGCACCAACUACGAGUACCCGAUCCAUUUGAGUAAGCCGAUCGUCGUCAAGACGCAGAUCAACAAUCCGACGAAUACGUACGUGUCGCCGAACCUACGCAACACUGUCAACAUUUGGAAGUACGGAGGAUGGUCCGGAUGUGCUUGGUCCUCGGUUCCGACCCUCGGACUACUGUGAGUCGAUCUCUCUGGAGCCGGCCGAUCCGACUAAACCCGUGUUUCAGAAAGGAUCUGUCGGCGUGCGAGCACGGCGUACCAUGCCCGGUGAAACCCGGAAACCAGGAGCUCGACGUCACCAUCGACUUCACCCAGUUCCAGCAGAUCAUCAAUCUGCUCAAGGACAAUGAGCCGUAUCAGCUCGAGUACUUGCUCCACGACAAUCAGAGCGGCGACGACGCGUGCAUGAUGGUACAGGCGUGGGCGUACAUCAAGUAGACCCAUCAUCAUUGUAUUGCCAUUUUUAAACACACGGGAAAUAAAGUGUACAUAUAUAUAUCGCUACUUCUGUUAUCACACCACGCUACCAAAAAAAAAAAACCUAAGCAGCUUUACGAGAAAUUGCGUACUUUUCUACCAUAAGCACAGUGUCUGCAAGUACGGCAACAACGCUACCGUACUCCAUUCCAUUUCUAAUUUCUGAUCUUUGCGGGUGCAGUUCGUCGCGCCCUUCACAAGAAACCCAUAAACGGUCUCCGCAACAUGCCAUGUGCGCUUUCCCCUUAUCACCCAAUUUCCCUUCAUUCUUCCUACAUAUUCCAGCGCUUUUCCUACACUCCAUUUUUAGCAUUUUCAGCCCGAUGCUCUUCCGCAGCUUCCUCCUCCUUGUUUCGGCUCUUUUCGUCGUCUCCUCUGCUUGCGACACGUGGCCGAACACCACCGAAACCAAGGUCACUUGGUGGCAGUGUUCCAGCGGUCCGAUCACCGUUUCCGACGUCAAUCCGACCGAUAAAAGUGGUGAGUUAAUGUGGGGCGCCGCACAAACGCAUCCAAUGAGUUUUGCGUAGGCGCGUACGAGUACCCGAUCCGUCUCACCGAACCGCUGCUCAUCGCCACGACGAUCAACGAUCCGGCGUCGACCUACGACACUCCCGGACUCAAGCAGACGAUCAAGGUGGCGCAGUGGAAUGUGAACACUUGCGGCUGGACCAAUGUCCCAACUUUUGGACUCUUGUAAGCGAAUGCAUCAUUUUUUUUCGACGAAAUUUCAUAGAAAAAUUAAAAAUUUUCUAGUUUUUCAAUUAAGCCCUUUAGGAAUGUGUGAUUUUCUAUGAAAUUUCAAGCAGUAAAUGCAUUUGGAGACGAAAAUGAAAAAAAAAGCAAUGCUAACCGUCAGGAACAACAUCGACGCGUGCUCGAACGGCGUUCCGUGUCCGAUCAAGCCCGGCAACAACCAGGUCAUCAACCUCGAACUCGACUUCUCCGACACUCCCGCCAUUAUCAAUUUGUUGAAGAACGACAAGCCGUAUCAGCUCGAGUACCAUCUCCACGACGACGUCUCCAACGAGGACCUGUGUGUCACUUUCCAAGCGAGAGCUCUCACUAAAACCAAUUAA